Molecule: messenger RNA, 1448 nt
Organism: Talaromyces proteolyticus
Lineage: Eukaryota; Fungi; Ascomycota; Eurotiomycetes; Eurotiales; Trichocomaceae
Product: putative cell cycle control protein
Exons: 7
Coding region: 101-1369 (422 amino acids)
Cellular component (GO): Prp19 complex; U2-type catalytic step 2 spliceosome; U2-type catalytic step 1 spliceosome
Molecular function (GO): metal ion binding; U6 snRNA binding; pre-mRNA binding
Source: RefSeq, a predicted model, not a curated record
AAAAUAUUCCUUACAUAAGCAAGAUUUUCAGAUUCCGCGUGAACUCCGAUAAGCUUCAAUUUUAAGCAUCAUUGAACACACGACACCAAAAACAAGACAUAUGGCUGAGCCAACAGCUUCAGACGUAUCGGCGCCAUCUGCGACCACAAAUAUUACAGCAGAAGAGAUAAUUGAGCAAGCGGAAGAUGUGGAAAACCCCCAGACUGCUCUCAUCCAAGCUUCAUCUACAGACCCCGACAAUGCCGUUGUCGCUACAGCAGACGGUGACGCAGCCCAAAAGAAGACCAAGAAAAUAAUUAGACGAAAACGACGUCCAGCUAGAGUACAAGUUGAUCCAUCAACGAUCAAGUCGGAACCUCCGCCGCAGACAGGUACAAUUUUCAAUAUCUGGUACAACAAGUGGUCCGGUGGUGAUCGCGAAGAUAAAUACUUGUCGAAAACAGCAGCUGCUGGGCGGUGCAAUAUCCUAAAAGACAGUGGUUAUACUCGUGCCGAUAAAGCGCCAGGCUCUUACUUUUGCAUGUUCUUUGCAAGAGGUGUUUGUCCCAAUGGAAGUGAAUGUGAAUAUUUGCAUCGCCUACCAACCAUCCACGAUAUUUAUAAUCCGAAUGUUGACUGCUUUGGUCGCGAUAAAUUCAGUGAUUACAGAGAUGAUAUGGGUGGUGUGGGCUCAUUUAUGCGACAGAACAGGACCAUAUAUGUUGGUCGCAUUCAUGUCACUGAUGAUAUCGAAGAAAUUGUCGCGAGACACUUUCAAGAGUGGGGACAGGUGGAUCGAAUUCGUGUCUUAACAGCACGAGGCGUUGCAUUUGUGACUUAUUCCAAUGAGGCUAACGCACAAUUCGCGAAAGAAGCUAUGGCACAUCAAAGCUUGGACCACAAUGAAAUCCUCAACGUUCGCUGGGCAACAGUUGAUCCCAAUCCACUUGCCCAGAAACGAGAAGCGCAACGCUUAGAAGAACAGGCUGCGGAAGCUGUUAGACGAGCUCUUCCGGCCGAAUUUGUCGCAGAGCUUGAAGGCCGAGACCCAGAAGCGAAGAAGAGGAAAAAGAUUGAAGGAAGCUUCGGCCUCGACGGCUACGAACCGUCUGAUGAGAUCUGGUACGCGCGGACAAAAGAAAUUGAAAACUCAGAGCGACUACAGAUCGAAGGCUCUGGUCACCAGCAGCAUGUUCUUGAAGAUACUCAAGCGCAAGCUUCAACAGAUACGCCAAUCUCGCAACAACCAGCAGCACAGCAGCCCAGUGGUGGUAUUCUAUCAAGCUCAACUAUAGCUGCUCUAAAGGGAUUUUCAACCGUAGCCAAACCUACUGCUACGGGCUUAGGUGGAUCUUUAGUUGCUUACGGUAGUGAUGACGAUAGUGAAUGAUUUAUUUAAUUACUUGGUGUAUUGGUGUUAUGUUGUAUAAGAAUAUCAAAUCUCCACAGGAAAGGAAGACAAUGGAAAU